This is a messenger RNA of Cyanistes caeruleus (blue tit), 10304 nucleotides long. The record is from RefSeq and is a predicted model, not a curated record. Lineage: Eukaryota; Metazoa; Chordata; Aves; Passeriformes; Paridae.
UAUUUAUGAAACUUGAGUCUUUCCUUGCACGUUGAAGCUGUAUUCUGUCAAGUGUUUCACGUGGUGUUCCACACACUGCUGCUUCAUCAGCUGCUGAAGCUGACUAAACUUCAUCUAGAAAGAGAUCAGCUUUAUGAAAUGUCUGCAGGCUGUCUUCAUUUAAAGAAAUGUUCUGGUACAUGCUGUUUGAAAUUGAUGCAUGCUGCUUUCUCCAAAAUAAAUCCUUCCUAGCUGGCUAAAUCCUGGAGUACAGCCUGUAGUGCCCAAAAGUUGGUCUUGUUAAUGACUCAAAAGUGUUUAAAAGUGGUGUUAAUCGCUUAAUGCAUAGUGAUUAAAGUCCUGUUGAUAAAAUAAUUACUUGUUCUUUGAGUGAUAGGAAAAAAAAUCUGGCAAACAGAACAAAAAGGUUUUAUAACUGUUAUGUCACUGUAAGAAAAGAUAUUUAUAAAAUGCUGGAACCGAGAUUUUACAUAAUGAUAGGCAAGGACAUUCCUAAGUCCAGGUCCAUAAAUCAUGGUUAGUAAUAACAAAAGUCUUUUUCUCUUGAUGGAUUACUUCCUGUGAGCUGAUUAAUUGUCCUUAAUGCCUACUUUAUGCUGUCAUUUCAUAGUGUUUUACUUAAAGUGUUUUUUCCUCUGUGCCACAGUUUUUCUCCCUCAGUAUAACUUUCAGAAAGUAGCAGGAGAGAACAGUUGAAAACACAUUCCUUUUACAACAAGUACUUCUUUAUGUACCAUUGCACUUCUUCAUUUACAAGCUUUUUCAGCCCAUAUGUUAUCAAGAUUAUUGGCUUUGAUUCAGGCCUCAUGGCUGUGAAUUCCUUUCAGAAUGGCCUAAAAUAUACUUUUGUGUCAUGAUCUGGCCAAAUUGCCAGUGAUAUAAAGUUGUGACUUGUCUUGUCUCCUGACUGGGGAUUUAAUAACUUUGCUUCACAGAUAAAAGCAGAGCUGUUGGAAGCAAUAUUCUUUGAUAUGCAGAGGAAAAUGUAGCUCUCUGUCAACUCCUUUGACACUCAUAACCUGGAGCAAAUGGGAAGACUACAUUCCCAAAAUAGAGAGAUUCCUCAUUCUCCGAAAAUUCUGUAGGGAAACAUUUGAAUGGAGCAGUUUAUCUUGACUGUCCUGUCUAUGAAUAUCACUUUAAAUUGAAAUACACUGCCACAGAGAUGUUGCUUUUGGCAAAAACGGUGUGGCUUAAGUUGCAAGGCCAUUUCAAUAAGUGUUUUUAGCAACAAAUGUUGUGAUUUGCCAGCCUACAGGAAUGUAUAUUAUUGUUUGCCAUUGGAGAUGACAGGAGUCAGACACAGUUGGUUAAGAUUCAUUUAGCACAGUCUCUAGAUCCAGUAUUUUACUGCUGGGAAAUUUUAUGGAAUAUCACUGCAAAAGUGACAUUUCUGUUUUUAUAAAGGAAGGUAUCAGCUGGAGGAUGCCCUCAGUCAUUAUUUACACUGCUCCACAAGCAAAAGUACACCUGAACUCCUGUGAUACUUCAGAAGAAUUGGGAAAGUACUUAAUAAAUUAUGUAUCAAGUAAGGGAGGGAGAAAUUAUUUCAUGUGUCUUGGGGCCAUCUGUUAAGCAUUAACCUUUGAUAAACAAUAAGUUUAUCAAUGCAAGGAGCAGCCACAUUUGGUAAUGAACAUUUACUGUGCUCUUUGGCCAACCUGUCACUCACCAGCUUCAACAUUUUGUCUAUCUCUGUCGUUGAAAAUCUGCUUUCUAUAAGACUGAGCAGACAUCCCAGAAUGAUCUUCCAGAGAACCUCCAUGAAUUUUACCACCUUCUGUUUUCCUCCUUGCAUCUAACUGAAACACUCUUUGUUUCAGAUUUUUUCUGGUGUCUCUCACUGUCCUUUCUGUGCCACCCUGAAGAGUGUGGCUGUUCAAAAAGUUCAAAGCUAAGAGCAGAUCAAAAUAAACAGCUUUUGUGAGUAAAUGAGUGAAAAUAGUGAAGCAGUUAGCACAAGAAAGGUGGCUCCUUUACUCUGCCAUAUUCCUUCUGAACAAUGAAUAUGUAUUCCCUGUUCUUUGCCCUGUUCUCUUUUGCUCCUAGCAGUGGUCCCCCUGAAGGCCUGUCACCGAUCUCUGAUUUCAUAGGUGUUUUUAAUUAGUAGUUUCAAUUGAAUCCAGCACAAUUCUCCAGAAAUCCCAACUUCUCUCUGUCUUUCUUACUCCAAAGGAGUUGCCAGUAAUUACAAAAUCAGGAACUGCUUUAAAAGGUUACUGGGUGACAGAUGUGGCUACCACCAAGUUAUUUACAAAGCUGAAGCACUUAAAUUGAGGAAAUAAAUAAUUAAGAACUUUGUGUCAUUUACAACACGUCAUACACUUGUAUACAUAUAUAUAUGUAUAUACAUAUUUGUCUAUACAGAAGAAUACAUGAGCAUAUCUUUUUUAGUAACCUGUGGCUAGUACAGUCCUUUUGGUAUUUAACUUUUAACUUAAACUGAGGGCCUUUGGAAUGGCAAAUAGUAAGACUACAUUUUUUUCCCCAAAGACUUUUAAACUGUUACAUUUUGUCAAGAGUUGCAUGCUUAUAAAUAUAGUUUAACAGAAAUACUAUAUAAAACUUUUGCUGUGCACAAGCUGGUGAAAGUUGUAGUUGUGAUUGGUGUUUUUGUAAAGUUGUCAUGGUUCUUUUUCAGUAGAAUUCUGUGAAAGUUAUCUCUGUAGACAUGCUGGAGAAAACAGGUUUACUUAGGAUCAGAACUGGUAUUUUUGUAACUACUUAAAUUGUAUUUUUAACCAUAUAUCUGAUAGAUUGAUUAGUGUUACAUGGAAAUAUUUUUCUUAGACUUUUCUAAAGAUGCUGUCAAGCAAACUAGCUGUAUUUUUCCUUUAGAAAUACAACUUGCUUUACAUUAAGUAAUCUGGUUCAUAAUACUUCCUUGCUGUGUCUACAGUGUGCAUUCUUAAUGAUGUAAGACAUUAUUCAAAUUACAAAUGAUGUGACAAGACAAGGUUUUCAAGCUUCCAAACUGGAGGAGGAGUUGUUCUUAACUCAGUCACUCUGCACUUUUAUUUACACCACGUGAAAAAUGUAAGAGAAAACAAUUUUACUUUUUAAAUCAAAUGUUUCCAAAUUGUCUGUAUGCACAGAAUCCCUCAGGCCCUUCCCAAGGGCUGAGUAAUCAUCAUUAGCCUUUUCUAGCACUUGUCCUAAUCAAGUAUUGAGAUUUAACAAACACAAAGGUCUGGUGGGAGACUGGAGUACAGAGAUCAUCCACACACCUGCCCCCAGUUUCCUUGUCCCUGGUAAGUGCUGACUGCUCUGAACCAUUAUCUGUUGCAUUAAUGACAUUGCUUUGUGGUUUUCUGAGUCCAUUACAGUCCCUUCUCUGAGAAUACUCUUACCAGAACUGAGAAGUCCUUUUUCCUUGGAUUGAUUCCUUUUCAGCUGUACAUAUAUCAGCUGGGAUCUGAAUGCUUGCUUAGCACAGGAAAUGAGAUCUUAUCAGCACAGCCUUUUCCAGAGUGAAAUUUGCUGCUCGAAAAUGUAGCAGAGUCAGGAGACACAAAGAAAAAACUGCUGUGCAAAAGAAAUAAAAGGAAAAAAAUAUUCCAUAUUAUUUGGUAUAAAAUAGAACUGGCACAUUGUGUUAAGUUGUUGACAACAGUUUAAAAUAAAGGGGUUCAGAGAGAGGGGAAACCAUAAAUAAAAGGUCCACGCUAUGGGAGGAUUAAAAAUGCCAGUAGUAUUUACUUAUGUCCUGUUUCAGUGGAGAUGCAGAACAUAAGGAAUGGCACAAAAAGACAAGCAGUGGUCUCCCAUUUGUCAUUUGGGGAUAGAGAAGUGAAAGUGAAACAGAAUAUAAAUUUAUAGAAGGAAAUUCUUUAGUUUCAGUGUGACUAAAUAGUGAAGCCAAGAGCUUUGGAAGAUUCAGAAAAAAUUAGAGGUUUAUGAAGAGGAUGAGAACAUCCACAGUUACUUCAGAUUAAAAGAUUCUGGAAUAUAAGUCAUCAUGUUCCAGGACAUUAGACAACCUAUAAAACAACAGGAUUUACAAAGAAAUUCCCUGUGAGCAGGAUAUUGUGUUUGUCCACACUGAAUUCUUUGGUUCAAUCCUCUGGAACAUCUAAUACUAGGAACUCAAACUCUGAUACUAAACUCAUCAUUCUUAUACUGCUGGAUUUAGGCAGAAGUAUAUAAACCAAGCAUUUCUUCUUCCUGCCCAGACAUAAUGACAUAAUGGUCUGUUUCACCACCCAAAAAAGGACAGGUGAUUGGACAGACCAGAUCCUUGGCUGACUUUAUUGAGACCUAGGAUUGCUGGCAUUUCAUUUACACACCCUUUUAUCUGUGUUCUUUAAAUUGUCUCGUAUUUCCUUCUAAAACAGCAUCAGUGCUCUCAGAUUAUGUGACCACAUCCUGCUCCCUUUGUUCCUGUCCCUGUCACAGAACUGGCAGAACUACAGAGAAGUGUGGUAGCCAAAACCCACCUAUAGUUUCAGUGACACCAAGUGACCUUGGCUGAAGGCUGGCACCUUGUUCUGCUGCAGAGGGUGACAAAGGGGUAGGGCUGGGCACAGAAGAGAAUUCCAAAAUCUGCUGCAGAAGGAGCUUGCUGGCAGGAAACCAGGGUGCCAACUGAUUCAGGUACAAACUUUGAGCAGCUAAGUUCUCACCAUAGAUUACAUAUAUAUAUGUAAUUAUUAUAUAUAUGUUUAUAUCAAAGUUCUCAAGCAUAUAUUCUCAUCCUUAGAAAAAAGAACUGAACAUGAACAAAAGGCUAGAUUAGCACAGGGCUGGAAUGUAUUUCCCAUACAGGAGAUUUGGAUCAAGGCUGUUGGCUCUAGUCCUGUCUGUGUCCUGUGUCUCACUGUGCUGUGUCCCUCAGCUGCAGAUCUGGGACACGGCAGGCCAGGAGCGCUUCAGGACCAUCACACAGAGUUACUAUCGCAGCGCCAACGGGGCCAUCCUGGCCUACGACAUCAGCAAGAGAGGCUCCUUCCUGUCCAUCCCUCGCUGGAUCGAGGAUGUCAGGAAGUACGCCGGCUCCAACAUCGUGCAGUUACUGAUUGGAAACAAGUCUGACCUAAGUGACCUUAGAGAGGUUCGGCUGGAAGAAGCUCAGAGCCUGGCUGAACACCAUGACAACAUCAUCUGUGCCAUAGAGACCUCUGCGAAGGACUCCAGCAACGUGGAGGAGGCUUUUGUGAAGAUGGCCACGGAGCUGAUGAUGAGGCAUGGAGGGCCCAUGUUCAGUGAGAAGAACACUGACAGCAUCAAGCUUGACAGCAAAGAUGUUGUGGAAGGCUGGGGGUGUGGUUGCUGAUAAGAGCUAGCUGAUAUCCCUAGCUGUACUGGAAUUUAGACGGUGCUUCACCCUAAUGCUGAGUAGCAUGGUAGCCAUAUUCUCCUCCUCCUCCUGUGAAACCAGCAAUUUUGUAGAAGUUAGACACAAUCCUGUUUGCUUCGGUGUCUUAAUUUUAAAAAGGGACUUAGGAGAGAUAGUCCUAAAAGUCAAACCCUCUGAAAAACUUACUCAACAUUUGUCCCCACCAUUUUAUUUUCUGUAACCUUCAUACGAGUUACAAAAACGGAGGAAGCGACUUUGAACUUGAUAUUUUGGGGUGGGAAGACAUUUGGUUGGGGAAGAAGCUGAUGCAAACCCAAAGGUCUGAGCAUUUAGCGUGGGUCUGGUGGCAAAGGAGAUCACUUUUGGAAUAGGCAAUCUUGACAGUGUCUCCUCAAAUCCUCAGCGCUGCACUGUUGACCAGAAAGUGUCAGUGUCUUGGAUAAUGGUAUUUCAAGGGUCAUAAUAGCCAAGAUUUUGAUGACAGGACCAAAUAGCAGUCACCUGUCCUAGGGCAUAUAAAUUGCUAGUUGCUGUUGGAGCAGGCCCAGGUGGGGGAGCUUCUCUCAGGUUUUGUUGUCAUUUGAAGUUAGUGUUUUAACAGAAAGCAAAACCAGCCUGAGCGCUGUCGCAAGCAGGGCUGGACCGGGGCAGUGAUUUAAAACAGCCUUGAGGAGAGGGAAGGUGCAUUUCAUUUCCUAUUGUUUGCACAGUGGUAGCUCCUUCUUCCAAGUGGAAGCAUCACUGAGAUUUUGCCCUCAGGUCUCAUCAUUUCAUUCCACAAGUCAAGACCUGCACCACUGGAAAGAGAAACUAGAGAAACCUUGAGCUGACUGUAGCCAAGAUCUCUUGCCAUGUGCCUAAAGGUCAAGUACAGGGUUCAUUCUGGUCAAACAUUUGAUGUUGUGUUACCAGAGUGCAUAAGUGGCAUAAGUGGAUUUGAUUUUUUUAUUGGUUUUGUUCUUUAAACCAUCUCUUUUAAGUACUGCAUGGGCAUAUAAUGGGAAAGAAGACCUCAGAAUAGCUGAGAACUGCAUGAUUGCAACUUCUUGGCUGUGAAAAACCAGCGUUGAGUGAUUCCCUCCCAGCUUUGUACCCAAAUGUUCCCCUCUCCCUAACACAAGUUACCAGUUGCUUUUCAUUUCUUUAAAACACUCAGCAGGAAAAAUCUUUCAGUGUGGAUCAAAAUCUACAUAAAGUAAAAUAGAUUUCAUAAUCCAGUUCUUUCAGAUGCAGCUCUGUAGAGUUUCUUGUAGAUGUAGCUAAGAUACUGAUGGAUUCCUCUGCAUUUACACUCUCAGGCACCUUACAAAAGUGUAUUUGCAAAGAGAGCAGGGGCAGCAAUAUUUUUAACUCUGCAGAUAAAGCAAAGGUGUUCAGGAAUGGCAAGCAAUUCUGGUAAUUUGAAGGAGUUACUUUCAAAAAGCACCCAUUUGAAAUCACUUGACUCUUUGAAAAAUCCAGAUCAAAAAGGACUUGAAUUGUUUUGCUACUAGGCCUGCACCAGUUUAGUCAUCCAACAUAUCCAGUGCCAUGAAAAUUAGGAAGAUUUAGGAAAGGGCUAAUGGAUACCAAUUUUAAUACUAUUCAUCUUCCUGUAGCAAAUACUAAACCAUUUUCUGAUCUUUCUGGGUUUUUUUUAAACUGUGAGGUAGAUAACUGAGGAGUAGUGUGUGCUUUGUAGCCUGUUUGCUUCUAUCUAAGGGGUUAGUUUUCAAAUUUUAUAGUUGGGGGAAUGAAAAGGCCUUAAGUUUUUCAACUAGUAUAGUUUUCACAAUUCUGAUAUUUUCUACAGAAGGGCAGGCUGAGCUGCAGUACUUGGUAGUGUUUUUGGAUAGUUUUCCAGAAUAUUCCUACUUCCAAAGAUAGCAGGCAAUAAAUGUCCAGCUGGACAUUUGGGGAUUUGAAAUUGGGAAUGGGAAUGAACAUGGGAAUUUUCCAGACCCUAGAAUUGUUGGUGUAUUCCCUAUAUUCUGCUCUCAGGAGAAACUGUGAAGACAGUCCGAGCUGCAACUCAGUGCUGGUGACUGCUUUUCCUCCUGCUGAGAUCCUUAAGGUACAGAACAUUUGCAGACACUUGACUUUCUGUCCUGACCCGUUACAGUUGAUGUCUGUAGGUCGUGGUCCUGCAGUUCUGCUUCAACAGGGACCCCCAGAUGAGCUCAGCCCCCCACUGCCUGCAGGAUUGGUGCCAAAUUAUUUAAUAAUGAGAAAAAUCCACAUGCAUUUAAGAGCAGUAUUGCUACUUCUCAGACUGAAAUCCAUAGUUUACAUAGUAACUCAUCUUAAAACUGGAACAAGAAGCAAAAUGAACAUAAAUCCUGCUUCCAGUGCAGCCAGUGAAUGAUUGUGUUUUUACAAGUAGAUGAAGAACUGGGGAAUUGUUGAUCCUAUUCUAGCCUAAACCUCUUUGUUUUGAGGUUUGUUUAGUGAAUAAGUAGAAUUAGACCAGGCAAUACACUUUGCAUUACAAUUUGCCUGGAUGUAUCUCUUAAACCAGGCUUGAAGGGUGAGGCUCUGUCUGCAGCUCAGUCUGGCUCAGUCAGAAAAGGUGCAAUACAGCAGCAGUGAUUUGUGUGCUGUACUGUAAACGAAGGCACCAAUUCCAAUUGGUUUUCAGUUUCCUGCAGGAAACUAAAACCUUGGCUUUAAAUCAGUUUUGUCUUUUAACUCUUGGCUCUUCUGUGUUGUAACAAGUGGAGUACAAGUUUGCAUGCCCUCCUAACUGAACAAAAGAAAUAGAAGAAGACCUGGUUUAUUUUUAAUUUUCCUUUUUUCAGCAGAAACCUGAAGACCUGGUUUAUUUUUCAGGUUAGCAGCUGGUGGUGCUCGGGCUCUCAGUAGUUAAAGUUUAUUUUGAUUACCAAACCCUUCCUUUGUUCACUGCCCCCUAGGCUGGGAGCUUCUUGACCAGAAAUAAAUAGUAAAUGUAGAGCUUUUCACUGCCCUGCUGAAGACUUUAUCAAACCUGGGACUAAACACAGCCAUGAAAUUCAGGCAUUAGGGAGAUUGUUGGUUUAACUCCACUAAUCCCAUUGAACCCAAAAGGAUACUGGAGUGAAGAGAGUGAGAAGCAAUAAACCUGUGAUUUACGGGUAAAAACCUGAGUUUCAGCUCUCAGGGUAUAAAUGGGCACUGAUGUACAUCCAGUGAAUAAUUCAGUAGUGCUUGUUCAGAGUUCACAGCAUAAACAUUUGCCAAGAAAUCUGUUUACUGCCAGUUGAACAUUAACAGGACUAUGGUGCAGUAAUUGCUUUUAAGCAGAUCCCCUUGGCUGAUCAUGUAUUUGCAUUAGUAUUUAUCAUUUCUCUUUGGCAGUACCAAAGUGUGCAAAAAUAUUACAAAAGCACAGGAGGGGACAUUGAUCUCUGCUUUGCAGCACUUGGGAGUGGAAUGCAGAGGCAAAUACUGAAAUGAAAUCAUCAGCAAAAUGUGGUUCCCAGGAGCCUUUGUUACACUUAGUAUUGAUUUCAAGCUAAUUUUAUCUCCAGUUUCUCAUCCAGUCCAUCAUCACGGAUGGAACUUGUACAAAUAUUUAUAAUUAUGUAAAUAUAAAAGCAAAUAAAUGCUGGCCCAGAAACCUGCUAACGUUUGCUUUGCAAAGCAAAAUUUGACAAAAAUGAGAAUACUUAAGAACAGAGGGGAGGAAAAGUCCUCUCACAGUACUGGAAAGAGGUUUUUCAGGGGGAAAAAAAUCCUAAUGAAGCCCAGCUAAAACCACUAAUAGCUUUCCUGUUAGUUAAUACUGAUAGAUUUCUAAGAGCUUCACCAAAAGUGGAGCUCUUGCUUGUUUUGGGUGCCUCGACUAUCAUAUAUGAAAACAAAGGUUUGGAAGAUUGUCCUUUGCACACAGCAUGCAAACUUGUCCUGAGGACAUUUCUUAAAAGUGAGCCAAGAGCUGAACUGACACAGACACAAAAGCUGCAGACAGAUGCCUCCCAAUCUCUUCAAAAGCAUCUCGGUACCAUUGCAAAUAAAGCACAAAACUUGUGUGGAAGUGGUUUUGCACUAAAGGGAAAUAGUUAUCAGAGAAAAAAAAAAAAUCAUUAAUGUGAAAGGAGAGCAUCCUGGUUAUUCUGCAUUUUUCAUGUUGAUUUCCUGUUUCAAUGCUGUGCAUAAAUAAGAUUUUUUCCCUUUAAAAAUUAUAUUAAAAUAGAUAAAGUGUGAAAAGUAGUUUGAUACUUGACAAAAUAAACACUUUCUUAAGAGAGUGGUAAUGCUGAUGAGGAGAGUAACUUUGCUAAUUGGGCUUGGUGGUGCAGUAUGAGGGGUUCCCUACAGUUGUUGUGUUGGAAUGGUGUGAGACACAAAAACCAUUCCCAAAACAGGGGAAGCCAGUGGGGGACAUCAGACCCUGUCCUGCCUGCCAGACAGAAAAUAGAUACAGGCAUGUACUGAGCAGAAGGUGAAUUUAGUUCUUUGUAACUGUUUUUAAAGAUUUCUGUUUUAGAUCUCUGAUGGGCAGAUGUGCUCUGUGCUGUCAGCCAGCUUUUCCCUCUUCUGUGCCUCACUCGCUGAGAUCUGACAGGUAAAGACCCCACAGCUCCAGAGCAGGGAGCAUCCCAGCCAGUCUGGCUCACACACACCUCUUGGGGGGAAGGAAAAAAAUCUCUAAUUCAUAUUGAAUUCAUUCACUGCAUUCCAAAAUUAUUUGAGGGGUUUGGGUGAUAACAGUGUUAAAAUGGUUCUGCAUUUUCUAGGACAAAUCUGUUGCUUUUCAAGGUUUCUUCAAGAGAUGCAGGCUGUACAUUUCUAAUCAUCAGUAACUAUUUUGCUUUUAAUCUUUCUUAUCACAAUACUGAAUAAAUGAUUUGGAAUAUGAGGAGACAAGGGAGCAAGCUUGCAUACUACGGUAAUUUUUUAUACUUUACCUUCAUCUAUUUAUGAAUUUAUUAUGAAAAGUAUUUUUAAACAUGAAACCUGCUUUUGUUGUGAAUUUUAGCAAAGUAGUGGAUACAUUGUACUGUGUAUCAUUUAAAAGGUUUAAUUAAAGUAAACAUUUGGCAAUUAA